This is a messenger RNA of Vitis riparia (riverbank grape), 1449 nucleotides long. RefSeq names its product agamous-like MADS-box protein AGL15. The record is from RefSeq and is a predicted model, not a curated record. Gene Ontology annotation, molecular function: RNA polymerase II cis-regulatory region sequence-specific DNA binding; DNA-binding transcription factor activity, RNA polymerase II-specific; protein dimerization activity. Gene Ontology annotation, biological process: positive regulation of transcription by RNA polymerase II. The transcript has 8 exons. Lineage: Eukaryota; Viridiplantae; Streptophyta; Magnoliopsida; Vitales; Vitaceae. The coding region runs from base 341 to 1084 and encodes 247 amino acids. Gene Ontology annotation, cellular component: nucleus.
UGGGGGCCACCCUACGAAACGGAGAAACCUAAAAAGGGCAAAAAAAGGAGUCCAAAUGUAGCAAAAGUAUCAUGCAAUUCAACUAGGAAUAGCCAUGCAAAGUUGCCGUUUCUGGGGCUCUCUCGGCAUUGGGGGUAUCCAAAUAACUCUCUCUCACGUCUCUCUAUCUUCUCCUUCUCUAUAUUUAGCAAUCCCCUUUACUCUUUUUCCAAGAUUAGCACCCUAAAAGUAGUGAAAUUUUGAGUUUUUUUUGGUGGGGAUUUGUGGUGAGAGCCAAGGGGGUGGUGGGUUUUCUGGGUUUUGAUCAAUUGGGUUUUUUUUGGGUUUGGGGUUUGGAGAAAUGGGACGUGGUAAGAUUGAGAUAAAGAAGAUCGAGAAUGCUAAUAGCAGGCAAGUGACAUUCUCCAAACGCCGUGUUGGGCUGCUCAAGAAGGCUUCCGAACUGGCGAUUUUGUGCGAUGCUCAAGUUGGUGUUAUUAUUUUCUCAAAUACCGGCAAACUUUUUGAGUUUUCCAGUACUAGCAUGAAGCGAAUAAUUUCAAGAUACAACAAGUUAGAUUCAUCAGAGGGUGCUCUAGUAGAAUACAAGGCAGAGGAGCCUAAAGAGGUGGACAUUCUGAAAGAUGAAAUUCGAAAGCUACAAACGAGACAGUUACAGCUGUUGGGUAAGGACCUAUCCGGCUUGAGCUUAAAAGAGUUACAAAAUCUAGAACAGCAAUUAAAUGAAAGUUUAUUAUCAGUCAAAGAGAGGAAGGAGCAAGUACUGAUGGAGCAGCUUGAGCAAUCGAGAGUACAGGAACAGCGAGCUAUACUGGAGAAUGAGACUUUGCGAAGACAGGUUGAGGAGCUUCGAGGUUUGGUUCCAUCAUCUGACCGCUUGGUGCCACCUUUUCUUGAGUACCAUCCCUUAGAAAGAAAAGACUCCAUCACAAAAUCUGUUGUAAUAAGUCCAGACGUCUGUGAUUUUGCAGUUGAGAGGGAAGAAUCAGAUACUACCUUGCAGUUAGGGCUUCCCACUGAGAUUAGUCGCAAGAGGAAGGCACCUGCCAAGAUGGAAACCCGCUCCAACAACUCUGGCAGUUAAAUACAUCUACUGUAAUGCUCCUCUUCAUGGUUUCUACUUAGAAACUGAAACAACUUAAAAAAAUUGUAACUAAUGGUCAAGGUUUAGCAGUUUUUUGUAAAUGGGAAUCAUUUUCACCCAACAAGUGUCUGAUCUGCGGGUUAGACACUUGAGAAAUCAUUAUAAUGAAGAAUGUAGAUGUUGCUUUUUCUUUUAGUUAGAGAAUUGGCUAUUCCUGCUGUGUGUAAGUAGUUGUGAAAGUUCUUAGUUCAUGUUGCCUGCUUUUUGAAGCAUUCGGCCUAGGGCAUUGUAACAUGUACGCACUGCUUGUUUCUCAAUGGACCGGGCACUUGGGCUUGUAUCACAAUUACCCUUUUGGUCAUUAA